Molecule: messenger RNA, 4185 nt
Organism: Oncorhynchus tshawytscha (Chinook salmon)
Lineage: Eukaryota; Metazoa; Chordata; Actinopteri; Salmoniformes; Salmonidae
Product: ganglioside-induced differentiation-associated protein 1-like 1
Exons: 6
Coding region: 369-1472 (367 amino acids)
Source: RefSeq, a predicted model, not a curated record
CUCCUCCCAUCACUGGCAAGGGGUUUCCACCGCGCAUGUUUGUGCGUGUGUGAUGUCGUCUACACUUUGAUUCAAUCGUAAACGUAUUUACAUAUUUGAGUUAUUAAGGGUUAGCGUUCUGUGGAUUACGCGGUACCAUUUUUGCAAGCUACCUUUAUCGAAAGAGAUCUAGAUUUCAGUACCGGUCGCUGUCCGGAACUGAUUAUAGCACAUCGCGUUGAAUUGAUGAUGCUCCGUUCGUGGUGCUGAAAUCCUUUGCGCUUUCGCUCUCUUUCCUUUCCUCUCUGUCCCUCCCUCCCUCCCUCCCUCCCUCCAUCUCUCCUCGAUCCCUCCCUUGGUUCUAUCUCAUACGCACAAACCCCUCUGUCAUGGCGUCUUCCAACAAUGUUACCCCUACCAACUGUAGCUGGUGGCCCAUCUCAGCCUUGGAUGAAGACGGUGAAAUGACAGACGGAGAGAAAAGCGAGGAGCCGGCUAUCGAGACGAAACCUAAUUUCUCUAAAGACAAGCUUGUUUUGUAUCACUGGACGCAGUCUUUCAUCUCUCAAAAGGUGCGUCUGGUGAUCAAUGAGAAGGGUCUGCUGUGUGAAGAGAGGGAUGUGAGUCUCCCUAUAGCCGAGCACAAUGAGCCCUGGUUUAUGAGGCUCAACCUGGGGGAGGAGGUGCCUGUUUUCAUCCACGGAGACACCAUCGUCUCAGACUACAACCAAAUCAUACAGUACCUAGAGGCUAACUUUGGGGGAGAAACGGUGGCCCAGCUGAUUCCCGAUGCUGGCUCUCCUGUCCACGAGUGUGUGCAGCAGUACCGUAAGCUGCUGGACGGCCUGCCCAUGGAUGCUUACACACACGGCUGUAUCCUGCACCCAGAGCUCACCACAGACUCCAUGAUCCCAAAGUACGCCACUGCUGAAAUACGUAGACACUUAGCCAACGCUGCGUCUGAGCUGUUGAAGCUGGACCACGAGGAACCCACGCUGACAGAGCCAUACCUUUCCAAGCAGAAGAAACUCAUGGCAAAAAUAUUGGACCACGAUAAUGUGACCUACCUAAAGAAGAUCCUUGGAGAGUUGGCCAUGGUACUAGAUCAGGUAGAGGCCGAGUUGGAAAAGAGGAAAAUCGAGUAUGAAGGUCAAAAGUGUGAGUUGUGGCUAUGUGGACCUGAAUUUACAUUAGCUGAUGUCUGCCUGGGAGCCUUGUUGCACAGGCUUAAGUUCUUGGGACUCUCAAAGAAAUACUGGGAGGACGGCAGCCGACCCAACCUCCAGUCCUUUUUCGAGCGGGUGCAAAAACGCUACGCUUUCCGAAAAGUUCUGGGUGACAUCCACACAACCCUUCUGUCAGCAGUUCUACCCAAUGCAUUCCGAAUGGUAAAAAAGAAGCCACCAUCUUUCUUCGGGGCCUCUUUCCUCAUGGGCUCUCUGGGAGGGAUGGGGUACUUUGCCUAUUGGUUUCUAAAAAAGAAAUAUGUGUAGUGAGCGCCCCCCUCCAUGUCUUAAAUGUCUGUGUAUUUGUGUGAUGUUUCAAUUUUUCUGUAAUGUUUUACAACAGGAGGAAAAUAUGAAUCUAUAUAGGGAACACUAUUACUUACCUAGGUGAACAAAGAUAAGAACAUUCCAUACACAAAGGAAUUGUUAACAGCACAUUUUUCUGGUAUUCCAAUCCAUCUAUUUAAUUUCUGGCUCCCUUCUUCAGGUCUCUAUCAACGUACAGUAUCACUUUCUAAUUAGCUAAUUUUGGAGGCAUGCAUUAUCCAGUUAUUUUAAUUAACGGAACAAACUUAUUUGUUUUUAAUGAUCAUUAGCGUCAUAUUCCCUCCACAUGAGAGACAAUGUCUUGACAUUGCAUCGCCAUAUCCAAAGUGGGGCUCAUCCACACCCUGCACGUCACUAGAGUUUUAUUAAGUCGUUUUUCAUCACAGUUUUGGCGUUCACCUAUUGCCCUUCAUGCCUCUGUUGGCCAUUGGUUUAUUUGAUCAAAUCCUUCUGAUACUUCCUGUGCUGCCAGAAACUGCCAGAUGAGAAGAUAGGAUAGUGAGACGUCCAGUCGGUCCCAAUUCGCUCCCUUUCCUUUUCCCCCUUUGACCAUAAUUGUUGUUUGCAGAUUUGUAAGUUUCACCACUAUUUAUACCAAUCCAGACCCUCCAGUUAUGCAAACAUUGAAGGAUCUGGCCAAAGGAAAGGGGUAAGGAGUGAAUUGGGACUGUAUACAGACACACUCAGCCAUAUACAGGCACUCCCUUUAAAGCACUAUGAGAGUAUAUGCACUCCAUCAAUUCAUUCAUUAAUAAAAUGUGAUUGUCAUUUCUCACACCACAGUCUUGAGCUGAUCAUGAAGUGCUCUCUGACUUUAAAGUCAGAGAGGAUGGGUCUGAUAGAGAAAUAAUUUAAGUGCCAAUUGAGCCAUCCAAAAUAUUGAGCUAGGAAUCACUCAGCGGCUUUUGACAGUGUCCAUACAGAGUGACUAUGAACUUAUACAUGGUUCAGUUAAAUAGUCACAUAAAUAGCUGACAUGUUGGUUUGAUCCCAGCAACAUUGAGCAGCACCAGUUUUAGUUCAAUAAUCCAAGCUUUUUUUCUCCAUAACUUGUAUGACUAGCCAUUUAAACUAAACUCGUACACUACAAACCUCUUAGAAAACUGUGACAAGUGUUACAAAAUUCUGGGAACUUUCAACAUAUUCUCUGGUUUUUCCAGAAAUCCUAGUUGGAGGAUUCCAGAUUUCCUGCUUAUUCUCUCCAGGAUUCCCAGAAUUAGGAGAGCAUAAGCAGGAAAUCCAGAAUCCUCCAACUAGGAUUCCUGGAAAACCAGGGAGUUGAUUGAACGUUCACAGAAUUUUGCAACCCAAAUCCUCUGGAGUCUAUCUGACCUACACAAUGUUCCCCUCUACAGUGCUAGCAUGUACACAGCUGAAUGUCAAAAGGGUUAUAAUUGUAUAACUACAAGGAUUUAUUUCAAUUUAAAUAAGGUCUGGGUAAAAAAAAUAAAACAUAUAGUGACUUGACACUCAAUGUAUAACAAGACAACAAGACAGUAAGAUCCAGUUCUGGUUUGCCACUGAAAUAGCUCUUUCACAAUAGUCUUUCCUCAUGUCCUCCCCCCGUCCUCCUUUUCAAAAUGGCAGAGGGAAGUGAGGUGACAGGAGAGCAUUAAGUAGAAGACAAGAGAAACCUUGGAUCUUCAGUUCCAUCUCAUUGUGAAGUCAUGGGCAGCAGACUUCGACAAAGAACAUGUUUCUUCCUUGUAGGAAAAGGCAAGAUUUUUGAGUGAACAGAGUAACCGUGCGUAUGGUUGUUAACAGACUGCAUGGCUGAAAAACGAUGGCCAAUGUUUCAUUAACAGUGUGUCAGCUGUGUGGGGUAUCUAUGUUUAAGUACUAAAUGGCACCCUAUUCCCGAUGUAGUGCACUACUUUUGACGAGGGACCAUAAGGCUCUGAUCAAAAGUAGUGCACUAUGUUGGGAAUAGGGUGUAAUUUUGGAUUCACAUAAAGGUUUCACUUUGAAUACUUGUCAAGACACACCUGGAACCGGUUUCUGAACACAAAUUAAAGCUAGUCCUGGACUAAAUAGCAUGCUCAACGGAGAAUCUCCAUUGACAUAACUUUUUAGUCCAGGGACAGGCUUAAUGUUUGUCUGGGAAACCAGCCCUACAAGUUCAUCUGAAAACAGCAAUUUGAGAAGUCACAGUUCAUCUCAUCACAUUGGGUGUUUGAUGGUGAGAAGAAAACAUUCACAAAUGAAUAACUGUCUGGCGUUUUCUUCAUGUUGAGCUUUGGAGAUCUAUGUAAUGGAAAGAACAUUUGACACCAGUAGUUGCCUGUCUAACAACAAUAACAUAAAAUGGCACAGGUUUGAAAAUCUUAAGUUUGAGCUUUUUUGUUGUUGCUGGAAGUAAGCAAGUUAACACAUUUUACAUUUAGCCUAGUACUCAACCAAUACACUGGCUUUCAUUAUUAGCCAUACAGUAGUUAAAUACAAGUGUGUCUACAGUCCAUUUCAUUUGGUGGGUUUUUUCCUGGGACUUUCACUGAUACAUAAACUAACACUGUCUGGGUGUAAUGUCAGAGACCAAUUGAGAAAUUACAUUUCCAUAACUAGCCUAUAAUUGUCAGUGUUUUACUAGGUUUCAUUAUAACAAUCACCAUUGUUACCAAUAAUUCACUGCCUCUUAAAACUGAGUUCCUGCAAA